This is a messenger RNA of Penicillium riverlandense, 2508 nucleotides long. RefSeq lists its product as uncharacterized. The record is from RefSeq and is a predicted model, not a curated record. The coding region runs from base 1 to 2508 and encodes 835 amino acids. The transcript has a single exon. NCBI's taxonomy places the organism in Eukaryota, Fungi, Ascomycota, Eurotiomycetes, Eurotiales, Aspergillaceae.
AUGGCCCCCAUUCCCCAGGUCGAUGUGGACGUGGACAAUCCCUCAUCUGACGUGGGCGAGGAUUCUCCAAUGCGCCGUCAGUUCUCGGAGCCCUUUCGCCCCCAGUCCACAUCUACUCAGAUUUCCCAGUCACCGGAGCCUCGGUCGCAGAUGGCCAAAUGCUCCUGGUGCGGGAAGCUCUUGGAUGUUCCGCACGAUGGCGAGACUACCAAGGAAGAUGUCCUGAGAGUGCAUGUCGCGUCUGCACACCCAAAAACUAUUCGGUUCUCAGAUUAUGAUGAUGCCGAAGAAAUCGAUGCAGAGAACAGUUAUAUGGACCCCAAUGACGAGGAGGCGGCUUACCAUGAAGAAGAGCUCUUCAACGAGGAGGAGCCUCUUAAUGAAGACUUCAAUGAGGAGGAGGAAGAAGAAGCCGAAGAAGGAGAGGAGGGAGAGGAGCCUCUCGAUGAUGAAGAACAACUUAUCGAAGAAGAAAUUCUUCAAGACGACGAGCACUUCAAUGAGGACGAGCGUCUCAACGGUGCAGAGCCCCUGAAUGCAGAGGAACUGGCAAUUCAUGUCACGCUGCCUGAAGAAGAGCAUGACCAUGGCGGAGAGGAAGAACCAGUGACUGCUGCACCCUCGGCCGUUGGGGACCACAGCGACGAUGCUGAGCGUCAAGAAAGCAAGCCAAUGGACGUUGGUCCUAAGCCCAGCCAGACAAAAACCGGCAAACUCGAUCGGUUGGAGUGGCUCUCGAAUCCGCGAUCAUCCUUCCCCGAUGACUAUCGCGAACGCUUGUCCAAGUGGCAAGAACCAGACGUGAAGAGUCGUCUCUCCAAAGCUUGGAGUAUUCACGAUGUCAAGAAAUUCUGUCCCGAAUAUGAACAAGACGAGGCCAAGAUCAAGCAGACGUGGCAGCACGUUCUCAACAGCAGCGACUCCAAGCCCAAGAAGCGUGAAGUACCAGAACCGAUCACUCAGCACGGCCCGUACAAGAAGAUCAAAGUCGACAAGGGGGAAUUCCUUCCUAUCGAGUCGCCCGAUAAACUUGUAGAACUGCUUCGGCAUCCUGAGAACCUCACGCCAGACGAACUCUACGCAGUCACCGAGACGGCCGCCUUUGCCAUGAGAGUCUGGCAAGAUGAGUACCUGGCUCUCGAUAAGCUGUAUCUUUACACGCAUCGGCACCAUCGCGAACCUCUUCCUGACGGCUCGAAGAGAUCAUUUAUCAUGGGAAACAAAAAGAAAACCAACCAUCCCCUGGCGCGGGUGCCAGAAGACGAGCGUGACUUUGAGGAUAGGAAGGAGGCUAUGCUUUACGGAUACAAGCAUACGUACUUCCAGGGCAACACGAGCACCCAGGUUGCGUGGGCACCGCAGGACGCAUUUGUUCAAGGUGGCUUCGUGCCGACACCUGCGCAAGGCCGGAAGAUGGCUGCCAAGACGGCACCUGAUGAUCCCAAUCCAGAUGGAUUCGCUCCUGUUAUCCGAGACGGUAUUGAACAUUUCCCCAAGCUUUGGGAGCCGCGCAAGGAGCCCACCUUGAUGAAGUUCACCCGUAAGCGCAAAGCCGCCGAGGUCGAAGCAGCUUCUAAAGCAGCCACCGACACCGAGGAGACGCAAGGCGAGUCUCCAGAAGCGGAUGAGACCGACGAGGAGCAGCAGCCUGCUAAGCGGCGUACUCGAGGUCGUGGUGGUAGACGUUCCGGAGUUGAGUUUAUUCAGUCUGAGCUUUCGACUCCUGCGCGCAGAGGUGGCCGUGGCCGUGGCCGGGGUAGGGGUCGCGGUGUUGGACGCCCUUCCACCCGUGCUUCCUUGGAAAUCCAUCAGGCAUACACUCCUCCCUCUUCUUCACGCGGUCGGGGCCGAGGCCGUGGUGGCAUGGCAACGACACAGACGCGCUCAGUAACCGACACAUCAUCUCUGCCUGCUCUUUCUCCCAUGGGCACUUCCCCAUCUGGCACCCCUUCAGCCACCAAACAGACCUCGGCAGAAGCCCUUGAAGAAGCCCGGCGAUUGAAGAUUGCCAACUCAAAGAACCCAAAGCGCACCAAGGCCAUGUUGGACCACUGGGAUCGAUUCAACCGCGAGGGACGCAUCCGCAACCCGAAGCGCUCCAAGGCGCAGAUUGAACAGGAUCGUGUGGUUGAAGAGACCCGCAAGGCAGUCGAUCCUCCCAGGCCCAGUGGCCGCCGAAGGAGGUCUCCCUCACUCGCUCCAAUCCCUACCGGCAACCUUGCCCCCAAGGCUUCUCCCGGCCUGCCUUCUCUCGCGAGCUCACAACACAUGGGACAGGGAAUGCCUCCUAACCCUCCCAUGCCUGGAUCUAUGGGAAUGCCACCUUAUGGCCACCAUGGCCACCCUAAUCCUUUCGGAGCACCGCCGGGACCGCCGGGACCGCCGGGACCCCCGCCGCCUGGACAUGUCCAGCUUGGCCAGCCCAUGCCGCCUCAGUACGCGCCUUUCCCGUAUGUGCCGUACAAUUUGGGACAUCUCGGACCUCCCCGUGACCCGCACCGCCGAUAA